Messenger RNA from Tachyglossus aculeatus (Australian echidna), 753 nucleotides. Its product is annotated as trypsin-like. The transcript has 5 exons. The record is from RefSeq and is a predicted model, not a curated record. The coding region runs from base 1 to 753 and encodes 250 amino acids. NCBI's taxonomy places the organism in Eukaryota, Metazoa, Chordata, Mammalia, Monotremata, Tachyglossidae. Gene Ontology annotation, molecular function: serine-type endopeptidase activity. Gene Ontology annotation, biological process: proteolysis.
AUGGAGUCUGUCCUGCUUUUCGCCCUUGUGGGGGCAGUCGGUGCAUUUCCCACUGGAGAUGUGGACGGGGACAAGAUCAUUGGAGGAUACACGUGCCCCAAGAAUUCAGUGCCCUAUCAGGUUUCCUUGAAUGUUGGGGGCACACACCACUGUGGGGGGACCCUGGUCAGCCAACAAUGGGUGCUGUCUGCUGCCCACUGCUACAACACACGCAUCCAGGUGAGACUGGGGCAGCACAACCUGCGGGUGCUGGAGGGGAGUGAACAGUUCAUCUCAGCCGCCAAGGUGGUCCUCCACCCUGACUACAAUAGACAGACCAUGGACAACGACAUCAUGCUGAUCAAGCUGGCCACCCCUGCCACCUUGGACAACCGCACCGUGGACACAGUCACCCUGCCCACCACCUGUGCCCUUCCCGGGGAUGAGUGCCUGCUGUCUGGCUGGGGAAACACCCUGAGCUUUGGCGAAAAACUUCCGGCAGAGCUGAAGUGCCUGGAUGCCCCUGUGAUCUCAGAGCGCCGGUGCCGGAACUCCUACCGGGGGAAAAUCACAGACAACAUGUUCUGUGUGGGCUUUUUGGAAGGUGGCAAGGACUCCUGCCAGGGGGACUCUGGUGGCCCCCUGGUCUGCAACGGACAGCUGCAGGGUAUCAUCUCCUGGGGCUAUGGCUGUGCUCUGAAAGGCAAGCCCGGCGUCUACACGAAGGUGUGCAACUAUCUGGACUGGAUCCAGCAGACUAUGGAGGCCAACUGA